ACCAUCUCCAUCGAUACGGUGGCACAGUCACGUCAGAGAAAGAGAGAGCCCUUACCUUCUUGCGAGCUGCGACGGCAUGAAGGCAGCCAUGAGCUGGGGCUCCCUGGGCUCGUUCGUCGCCACCGCCAUGGUGGUGCGCGCGGCGGCUCGCGACGUCCUCCCGCCGGAGGCGCACGGGGCGCUCCGCGCGCUGCUGGCCCGCGCCGCGGCCGCGUUCGCCCAGCCCACCGACACCAUCGUGGUGCACGCGGUGGACGCCAACGGCGUGCCCAACGAGCUCUACGAGGCCGCGCAGCUCUACCUCGGCGCGCGCUGCCUCGCGUCUGCGCCCGCGCUGCACCUCCACAAGGCGCACGGCGCGCAGGAGGCCGUCGCGUCGCUCCCCGACGACCACGCCGCGCGCGACACGUUCCGGGGCGUCCGCGUCGAGUGGACGUCGCGGACCGGGGAGGCGGCGGGCGGUGGCACCGCCUACUCCUGCUCGCCGUUCGGUGGCGGCCGGCGCGGGGGGUUCGGGGGUCCCCCGGGUGGCGGCGCGGGGUGGCAGCGGCGGUGCCUGCGGCUCGAGUUCCCGCGCCGCCACCGCGACUUCGUGCGCGGCGCGUACAUCGACCACGUCCUCGCCGUCGCGGCGGCGCUGCGGCUCAAGAUGCGGGAGCGGAAGCUCUACACCAACAACCCCAGCAUGUACUGCGGCGGCAGCGGGAUGGACGACCACCAGAUGCUGUGGUCGUCGCACCCGUUCAAGCACCCGUCCACGUUCGACACGCUCGCCGUCGACCUGGCGCUCCGCGACGGCAUCCGCGCCGACCUGCUCCGCUUCGUGCGCCGCGGGGAGCACUACGCGCGCGCCGGCCGCGCGUGGAAGCGCGGGUACCUGCUCCACGGCCCGCCGGGCACCGGCAAGACCAGCCUCAUCGCCGCCAUCGCCAACCUCCUCGAGUUCGACAUCUACGACCUCGAGCUCACCGCCGUGGGCUCCAACUCCGAUCUCCGGAGGCUGCUCGCCUCCACGCGCCCCAAGUCGCUCAUCGUCGUCGAGGACAUCGACUGCUCGCUCGGCCUCUUCGACCGGACGAGGACGUCGUCGCCGCCGAGCCAAGACGCCGAGUCCGACGACCCGGGAACGCCGGGUCCCGUCAGCAUGUCACCAUUCCCACCUCAUGGCCGCCGGGAGAAGAUCAGCCUCUCCGGCGUGCUCAACUUCGUGGACGGCCUCUGGUCGUCGUGCGUCGGGGAGCGGCUCAUCGUGUUCACCACCAACCACGUCGGCCGCCUCGACCCGGCGCUGCUCCGGCCCGGCCGCAUGGACCGCAAGAUAGAGCUUGGAUACUGCAAGGGCCACGCGCUGCGCGUGCUCGCCAAGAACUACCUCGGUGACGACGAUCGUGAGCCAGCCGAUGACUGCAGGUACGAGGAGCUGAUCGGAGAGGCGGAGAGGCUGCUCGGGGAGGUGCAUUUGACGCCGGCCGAUGUCGCGGAGGUGUUCAUGGGGUGUGAAGGCGACGGAGCCCACGCCGCGCUGCAGAAGCUCGUCGCGGAUCUGAACACCAAGAGAAUUGCCCAGAAAUGCGCAGUCACUGUGAGCAAUGACGACAUCUAAUGAUUGCUAUCAAGUUGUCUCCUGUCAAGUGUCAAUGUGUCGGCGUCAGGGAUUGGUGGAGCACGUCAAGCUUCGAUAGAAAACGAUAUAAGAAUAGGCUUUUAAUUUGAAGAGUGAAAUCUAUUUUUAUUUGGAGGGUGAAUUAAGGGGGUGUUUGGUUCCUUGAGC
Setaria italica (foxtail millet) is the source of this 1771-nucleotide messenger RNA. RefSeq names its product AAA-ATPase At3g28580. The transcript has a single exon. The record is from RefSeq and is a predicted model, not a curated record. NCBI's taxonomy places the organism in Eukaryota, Viridiplantae, Streptophyta, Magnoliopsida, Poales, Poaceae. The coding region runs from base 77 to 1603 and encodes 508 amino acids. Gene Ontology annotation, molecular function: ATP binding; ATP hydrolysis activity.